CGAACACGCGUGUACGAGUGGGGCCCACUUGUUACUGUUCACGAGUAUUUCCCCUCAACUCUUGUGCGUUUUCCAUAGCUCUCAACGGUGAGGGUUUUUUCCCUCACUAACGUAAUGCUUGGGUAUUUUUUUUACACCCUUAUUUUUACUCGUGAGGGCUUUUCUCCUCACUGCUGUGAGUGCUCUUAUCUCCAUUACUCUGUAUUCUUCUUUCACCUCUGUUUUUUCCCGCCAUCAUUAAGAAACCGCAAUUACUAAGAAUGUUCUAGAUACUUCCAUUAUCGCCCUCACUUUCUAUAAAUUCCCAUUCUCAUGUUUCCCUUAUCAUAAAAAACAAGUUCAUAAAUCUCCUUACAAAUCGAAACAAUCAAUCCCACAUAAAAUCAAACACUUAUACAAAACCAAAAUCAAAUAAAAAUGUCGCUGAUUCCAAGCUUUUUCGGAAACCGACGAAGCAAUGUCUUCGACCCAUUCUCUCUUGAUUUAUUUGACCCUUUCCAUGAUUUUCCCUUGAACAAUAACACCUCUCGAUCACUCACCUCCACCGGUGGCGACACCGAUACCGCUGCAUUUGUGAACACCCGAAUUGACUGGAAAGAGACUCCGGAGGCCCAUGUAUUCAAGGCGUAUUUAUCCGGCUUGAAGAAGGAGGAGGUCAAGGUUCAGGUGGAAGAUGGGAAGGUGGUCCAGAUCAGCGGAGAGAGAAACAGGGAACAAGAGGAGAAGAAUGACAAGUGGCACCGUGUCAAGAUGGAGGAGAUCAAGGCCAACAUGGAGAAUGGUGUUCUUACUGUUACUGUUCCUAAAGUUGAGGAGAAGAAGCCUCAAGUUAAGUCAAUUCGCAUCUCUGCUGCUUAAAUGGGUUCAAUCAUGAUUAUUAUAAUAUAAAUCAUAUAAAAUUAGUGUUUAAUUAUGUAAUCUUCUUCCAUAGUUUCAUUUGUAUGUUAUUCCGUAAUUAUAAUAAAUGUGUUUAACUAUCGUAGUCAUUUGCAUAUUUGUACUAUUUGUAUUUGUGUAAGGGACACCAAGUAAAUUAAGUAAUCAAUUUUAAAGAAAAUUUAUUGUUAAAUCUUUUUGUAUAGUUGUGUCAAUUGUG
This is a messenger RNA of Chenopodium quinoa (quinoa), 1096 nucleotides long. Its product is annotated as 18.0 kDa class I heat shock protein-like. The record is from RefSeq and is a predicted model, not a curated record. The transcript has a single exon. Lineage: Eukaryota; Viridiplantae; Streptophyta; Magnoliopsida; Caryophyllales; Amaranthaceae. Gene Ontology annotation, biological process: protein folding; response to heat; protein complex oligomerization. The coding region runs from base 418 to 858 and encodes 146 amino acids.